This is a messenger RNA of Raphanus sativus (radish), 1807 nucleotides long. Its product is annotated as abscisic acid 8'-hydroxylase 2. Bases 115 to 1584 code for a protein of 489 amino acids. Lineage: Eukaryota; Viridiplantae; Streptophyta; Magnoliopsida; Brassicales; Brassicaceae. The transcript has 8 exons. The record is from RefSeq and is a predicted model, not a curated record. Gene Ontology annotation, biological process: sterol metabolic process. Gene Ontology annotation, molecular function: oxidoreductase activity, acting on paired donors, with incorporation or reduction of molecular oxygen; monooxygenase activity; heme binding.
AAGUAUCUCGCCACCUCAACUAGCUAUAUAAAGCCCAUCAAUACUCUUCAAGCAUAAGUCACUAACAACUCAACUAUUUUAUAAAUAAUCAUUCACUUCGAUCGCUUUUGAAUAAUGCAAAUUAUGUUACCAUCAUCCUCAAAUUUUCUCUCUUCUGUUUAUGCUGUUGAAUCAUCACUAGUGACCACAGUAACUACUAGUGUGGUAGUAGCGUUGCUAGUGGUGUUAUUUCAAUGGCGGUUGCACCGGAAAAAGCAUAAACGGAAGCUACCUCCCGGUUCCAUGGGUUGGCCUUACAUAGGAGAGACACUCCGCCUCUACACAGAGAAUCCCAAUUCCUUCUUCGCCACCCGCCAAAACAAAUACGGAGACAUAUUCAAGACGCACAUAUUGGGAUGUCCAUGUGUGAUGAUAAGCAGUCCAGAGGCGGCUCGAAUGGUAUUAGUAAGCAAAGCACAUAUGUUCAAGCCAACUUAUCCUACUAGCAAAGAGCGUAUGAUUGGACCAGAGGCUCUCUUCUUCCACCAAGGUCCUUACCAUUCCACACUUAAGCGGCUCGUUCAAUCUUCUUUCAUGCCUUCUGCUCUCCGACCAACCGUCUCUCACAUCGAGCUCCUCGUCUUACAAAUCCUCUCUUCAUGGACAUCCCAAAAGUCCAUCAACACCCUUGAACACAUGAAACGAUAUGCAUUCGAUGUGGCGAUCAUGUCAGCGUUUGGGGAUAAAGAGGAGGCCACUGAAAUUGGAUCUAUUAAGCUUCUCUAUCAAAGUCUCGAAAAGGGGUACAACUCCAUGCCUCUCGACCUACCUGGCACACUUUUUCAUAAAUCCAUGAAGGCAAGGAGGGAAUUAAGCGAGGAACUAAGGAGACUGAUAGAAAAGAGAAGAGAAAGUAGGAGACAAGGAGGAGGACUAUUGGGAGUACUUCUAGGCGCCAAGGAUCAGAAACACAACGGUUUAAGCGAUUCACAGAUCGCUGACAACAUCAUUGGCGUUAUCUUUGCCGCCACUGACACCACCGCUUCUGUCUUAACUUGGCUUCUCAAGUACUUACACGACCACCCAAAUCUCCUCCAAGAAGUCUCAAUGGAACAAGUCUGCAUUCGACAGAAAAUAAAGGAAGAAAACAGAAGAAUCUCGUGGGAGGAUACGAGAAAAAUGCCACUGACCACAAGGGUGAUUCAAGAGACACUAAGAGCAGCAAGUGUAUUGUCAUUUACGUUUAGAGAAGCUGUACAAGACGUCGAAUAUGAUGGCUACUUGAUCCCAAAAGGUUGGAAGGUUCUUCCUCUUUUCCGACGGAUCCACCACUCUUCUGAUUUUUUCCCUGAACCCGAAAAAUUUGAUCCAUCAAGAUUCGAGGUGGCACCGAAACCUUACACGUUCAUGCCAUUUGGGAAUGGCGUGCACUCAUGCCCGGGAAGUGAGCUGGCUAAACUUGAGAUGAUUAUCCUACUUCACCACCUCACUACCUCUUUCAGAUGGGAAGUGGAAGGAGGCGAGGAAGGGAUACAAUAUGGUCCUUUCCCUGUACCCAAGAAGGGUUUACCCAUAAGAGUGACUCCAUUUAAGCCUAAGGCAUAAUUGGAGUUUUAAUUUCUAUUAAUCUAAUAUCCCAUGCUUUAGAUGUUCUACAAGUAGAUAAUUUUUUCUCUUUUAAUGUUUACAUCUAUCACAUUUUGGUGAGAAUCCAAUGCCCCCAAAACUCAAGGGUAAAUUUGGCCUCCAAUUUGGCCCGUUUUCUUUUGUAAAUGAAUUAUUCCCCACUUAUGUAAAGUUGCAUUUCAAUGAAAAUUUCUUUUGAUUG